Messenger RNA from Passer montanus (Eurasian tree sparrow), 770 nucleotides. RefSeq names its product nucleoside diphosphate kinase, mitochondrial-like. The transcript is spliced from 6 exons. Lineage: Eukaryota; Metazoa; Chordata; Aves; Passeriformes; Passeridae. The coding region runs from base 205 to 720 and encodes 171 amino acids. Gene Ontology annotation, molecular function: nucleoside diphosphate kinase activity. Gene Ontology annotation, biological process: CTP biosynthetic process; GTP biosynthetic process; UTP biosynthetic process. The record is from RefSeq and is a predicted model, not a curated record.
AGCCAACAAGGAUCCCAACAAGUCCAGCAGCUUCUGGAAGGAUGCUCCGUGCUGGAAUGCUCUGGAUGGGGAGGAUGCUCUGUCCCGGGAGGUCCCGAGCAGGCGCGGCGGCCUUUAAGGGGAGGGACGGAAUCCUGACCCGUCCCCGAGCCCUGAAAGCCUCGGCAGACCGACCGAGCCCGGCUCCGAGCCGCCGGGGCCGCCAUGGGCUCCCUGGGGCGCUGCCUGGCCCGGAGCCUCCCCGGGCCCCGCUGCUACGGCUCCGCCCCCGCGGCGCUGCAGGAGAGGACGCUGCUGGUGGCCAAGCCGGACGCGCUGCAGCGGCGGCUGCUCGGGGACAUCAUCCAGCGCUUCGAGCGCCGCGGCUUCCAGCUGGUGGCCAUGAAGCUGCUCCAGGCGGACCGGAGCCUCGUGGAGCGGCACUACGAGCAGCUGCGGCUGAAGCCCUUCUACCCCGCGCUCGUCGCCUACAUGACCUCGGGGCCGGUGGUGGCCAUGGUGUGGGAGGGCUACAACGUGGUGCGGUGCACGCGGGCCAUGGUUGGGGACAGCAGCGCCGUGGGGACAAUCCGCGGGGACCUCAGCGUGCACAUCACCAGGAACGUGGUCCAUGCCAGCGACUCCGCCGAGGCGGCCCAGCGGGAGAUCGGCUUCUGGUUCCGGCGGGACGAGCUGGUGGCCUGGGACAGCAGCGACAGGGACAACAUCUACGGGCUCUAGGGUCGGGCCGGCCGGGGGCACCCCGCCCCCAAUAAACCCCGGUGUCCCCA